AUGCCUAAACAAGCAAGACCUGAUACAUUUCAGUCCGAAGUUGAGGUCCAUUAUUCUGUUGGGUUCCUUGAUAAGUUGGUUUCCUUCAGUGUUCAUGGAUGCUCUAACCUCCGGAGGUUUCUGAAAAGGCUCAAGUUGAGAUCACUGGAAUUUAUUAAUCUUGAAGGAUACUCAAGCCUUGAAAACUUCUCCGAAAUCGAGUAUGAAAUUAAAGGUUUACGCCGCCUCGAUCUGAAUGGUGCUAGUUUAAAAGAACUACCUUCAUCCAUUGAAUACCUUACAGGGCUUGAGAUCUUUAAUCUACCAAGCUGCAAAAACCUCCCUACUAGCAUUCUUCAGCUGCAACAUCUAAAGUCUAUUCAUGUCGAUGAUUCUUCAGAACUUAAGUUUCAAAAGCAGGUGGGAGACUCUACACAAUCCAUACAAUCUACUAUAGGGUUUCAAUCAAUGCAAGAGGCAAGUCUUCGAGAUGGGAUCCUGUCGGAAUCAAAUUUCUUUACAACAUUUAACUGCUCAUCCACACUGGAGAAUUUAGAUCUAUCAAGGAGUGAUAUUGUUAGUCUUCCUGCAUGUAUCAGACGAUUUAUUAGAUUGAGGUACCUUCGGUUGAAUGAUUGCAAGAAACUUGAAGAAAUUCUAGACCUUCCACCAGAUAUAUUAGAGGUGUAUGCUGCUGGAUGCAUGCCAUUGGAACGUUUUCCUGAAGUAUAA
Juglans microcarpa x Juglans regia is the source of this 711-nucleotide messenger RNA. RefSeq names its product disease resistance protein Roq1-like. The record is from RefSeq and is a predicted model, not a curated record. The coding region runs from base 1 to 711 and encodes 236 amino acids. The transcript has 2 exons. NCBI's taxonomy places the organism in Eukaryota, Viridiplantae, Streptophyta, Magnoliopsida, Fagales, Juglandaceae.